AUGACCACAGAACCUCCAAAAUCACCCAAGGGGAAGUCCAUAACCAAGACUUCUUCUUCAGAUGCAGAUACUAGGCGUGAACUACUUCCAUGGGUUGAAAAGUACCGACCGUCUACGCUUAACGAAGUCACAGGCCAGGACAAUAUCAUUUCAACAGUACGCAAGUUCAUUACCGCUGGUCGCCUGCCCCACAUGCUCUUCUACGGGCCACCAGGCACAGGUAAAACCACGACGAUCCUUGCGAUUGCGCGCGAGCUUUAUGGUGAAAAGAGCUUUAGACACAUGGUGCUGGAACUAAAUGCAUCGGAUGAUCGUGGCAUUGAUGUUGUACGCAACCAGAUCAAGACUUUUGCAAGUACACGACAAAUGUUUGCAAACUCCAAGCAUAACUUCAAGCUGGUCAUUCUGGAUGAAGCAGAUGCUAUGACCAACAUUGCUCAAAACGCUCUAAGACGAGUAAUUGAAAAAUACACAAACAAUACCCGUUUUUGCAUCAUUGCAAACUACGCCCAUAAAAUCAACCCUGCGCUGCUUUCGCGCUGCACUCGGUUCCGAUUCUCACCCAUGUCACCUGAAGCCAUCCGCACCCGCCUAGACGUGGUCAUCGCCGCUGAGAACGUGAAGAUUGACGCUGAUGCUGUAGAUGCACUGGUGACACUGGCCAAAGGUGAUAUGCGUAAAGUACUCAACGUUCUGCAGCCGUGCCACCUAGCGACGACUGGCGAGACCGGGGUCGCUGCGACCGUGACGGUAGCCAUGGUGUACGAGUGUGUUGGGUGUCCGGUACCUGCAGAUGUACGACGGCUGAUGACAACUAUCAUUGAGGACGACUGGACGACAGCGGUGCGGACUGUUGCGAAAAUCAAAGCGGACCGUGGAUUGGCGCUUGCUGAUAUUCUUGAGGCUUUGGCAACGGAGUUUGAAGGGUAUGAGCUCAAGCCAGAGGCUCGUAUUGCGUUACUGGAAGGAUUGAGUGAGAUUGAGUACCGGUUGAGUGGCGGUGGAAAUGAGGCCAUUCAAACUAGUGGUGCAAUUGGAGUGGUCAAAAGAGCUUUAGAUAUCCAGGGAGGUAUUGUACAGGAAUAA
Molecule: messenger RNA, 1086 nt
Organism: Magnusiomyces paraingens
Lineage: Eukaryota; Fungi; Ascomycota; Dipodascomycetes; Dipodascales; Dipodascaceae
Exons: 3
Coding region: 1-1086 (361 amino acids)
Biological process (GO): DNA-templated DNA replication; DNA repair
Cellular component (GO): nucleus; Ctf18 RFC-like complex; Rad17 RFC-like complex
Molecular function (GO): ATP hydrolysis activity; ATP binding; DNA binding
Source: RefSeq, a predicted model, not a curated record